Molecule: messenger RNA, 2645 nt
Organism: Lolium perenne
Lineage: Eukaryota; Viridiplantae; Streptophyta; Magnoliopsida; Poales; Poaceae
Product: F-box protein At5g49610-like
Molecular function (GO): protein binding
Source: RefSeq, a predicted model, not a curated record
UGUUCUGCAAACGAACCUGGCUAAAGCCCAGCUCAAAGUCCACUCACAUAGCCCGGAUCAAGAACCAGACGCCGGCGACCAUGGCGGAGGCUCUCCUCCCCGGCCUCCCCGACGAGAUCGUCAUCUGGGAGAUCCUCGUCCGCCUGCCCCCCAAAUCCCUCCUCCGCUGCCGGGCCGUCUGCCGCGCGUGGCGCCGCACCACCUCCACCCGCGCCUUCCUCCUGGCACACCACGGCCGGCAGCCCUCCCUCCCCGUCGUCUGCGGAUUCGACGGGUACAACCAAUCCAUCCUCGCCUUCGACCACCGAGCCGCCGCCGACGCCUGGCUCCGACCUGUCGCCCGGCUCGACGGCGAGAGGUUCUUCUGCCUACAAGCCUCCUGCGACGGCCUCCUCGUCUUCUCCGCGACCACCGCGGCCUGGCGCCCCUGCCUCGCGGUCUGCAACCCGGCGACCCGCCAGAGCGCUCUCCUCCGGCACCCGCGGGACGCCAGCCUAUUCGGUGUGCUGGGCAUGUACCUGCACCGCCCUUCCGGCGAGUACCGGCUGCUGCUGCACCGGACGAGCGGCAGGCCGGCCAUUCUCGGACACGAUCCGCUGCCCGAGCGCAGAACCGGCUGCUACGUCUCCGCGUUGGGCUCCGACCAGCCACCAAGGUACAUUGGGGGACCGGCGGCGGCAGCAUCCGCAUUGGGCUUCUACACGCCUGCUCUUGUCCGAGAUUGCUUGCAUUGGUCUCCGGUGGGCAGCUGCAAAGUAGUAACUGUAUUCGACACUGCAGCUGAGUCGUUCCGGCAGAUGCGUGCUCCAAUUGCUCCCACCAAGCUAUCUAUCUUUCAGUUGGAUGGCAAGCUUGGCAUCUAUAGCAACGACAAUGCCACGAAAGCUGUUGAUGUAUGGGUGUUGCCGAACUACGAAGGCGAGGUGUGGGAGCACAAGUACCGAGUCGAAUUGCCGGCCGCGGAAAUCAGGGGGCAGUUUGGAGGGAGGGGAGGCCGAUUGAAUGUGAGCGUUGUGUCGGCGGGUGACGCCGUCCUCUUGCUGCUCAUCUGUGGCCAGUGGCUGUUCUACGUUGACGUUGAUGGCGUACUGGUUGACAGUUUCAGUUGUGAUGGCCAGAAGUUAUAUGCGUGUGGACUUGCACUGAAACAGACUCUUGUUCCUCAUGCCUUCUUCACGGCACUGGAAGAUUAUACUGUGAAUGCUUCGCCUUUCAUCUGAUGGCUGUUGGGUGAGGACAGUACUAGGCAUGUUGUGUGGCAGUAAGUUGAGUUCACUCUGAUCAUUACCUUCACAAUGUAUGAGUAAGUUGUAAAAGCAAGUUUCCCUCAAAAAAAAAUUAUAACAGAAAGUUCAUAUGUGUGAUCUGAAACUAGUGAUUGGGAAGACUCUUCACCUGAAACUAUUUGGUGUGGUGUGUCAUUGUAAGGCAAAAGUAAGCAGAGAAAUAAGAGUAGUGGUUGGAACAUAGACCAGUGGGUGAGAACAGCAGGUGAUCCAAGGAAUGGCAAUAGCAUUUACAGCGACCAGUUCUCUCUGUGCAUCUAUAAAUUCUUCACCUCGAAGAACCGUCAGCAGCCAAGUCCUACCGCUGAGGGACCUGGGUGCAAUUUCGCUAUGAGGAAAGUGUUCUGCAAGAAAAUCUCCCUGUGCAAGUGGUAUGAUUCCCGAUGCCACUUAAUCCUAGCAUAUAUUCUAGUUUACCGAUGAGACUACAGACUAGCACAUAGCUACCAUGGCAACGUUUUGUGUUCAAACGAAAAGUUGAGCUAUGUUAUUUGUGACUCUGUGGUCUAUAUAUGGUGGACUCAUGCAUACACUUUAUAUGCCUGACUGAUACUGAUCGUCCCUCGUGAGUCCUAUCAUAUGGUAUCCGCAUUUGAUUUUAUGUACUUGUUGCAAGCAGAUUCCAUGUGUUUAUUUAUAGUUUCAGUACAUUUGAUUCAGUAGUUCCAACUAUCCCUCUAUCAACGAUCAGGCUUUAUGCAUAGCCGUAACUAACACCACACUAGAGAAGGAUCAUGUUCUGGCUGAGUUCUUUUGAAGUUGUGAUUAGCGUUAAGCAGGAGCUUCCUUUUGCGGGAUGGAUCUGUGUGGGCCUGGAUUUCCGGGUGGCCCUGGCUCUUGGGGGCUGGGUUCGGUGGCUUCUUCGGGUCCUGCUUCUACCUCCUCUGCUGCUGUUGCCUGCUCCAGCCUCCAAGAUUGUUGUGGCCCGUUCUUCAGGCACCAACGCCCAGGCAGCCCACCACCACCCUUCUGACAGAAUGCCGAACAGAUAGUACACUGGGUUACAAUUAUUGGCCUGAUCAUCCACCGAUGUACUUGGGUGUACAUAUUGGCUGAUAUGACUUGCGGAGUGUGGAGUAUCCCUUUGCUACUAUAUGAAUCUACACUAGUUAAGACCAUUGUGUCAUAUCUCCCUUUGAGAUCAUUAUAUGUGGUCUUACCUAUUUACUGGCACUCGUGUUAUUUCAGCGGCCGAAUGCAAUUCUCAGGACUCUAGUCUACUUUGUAACUUGUUGGUUCAUUUCACAUGCCAGCAUGUGAAAUGAAUUCAGUUAUCAGGGCUCUACUUUACUUUGUACCUUGUUGGUGCAUUUCUCAAACCAGCAUGUGAAAUAAAAUGUGAACUCAAUAAUUCCACAA